Messenger RNA from Metarhizium album ARSEF 1941, 3234 nucleotides. RefSeq lists its product as uncharacterized. NCBI's taxonomy places the organism in Eukaryota, Fungi, Ascomycota, Sordariomycetes, Hypocreales, Clavicipitaceae. The transcript is spliced from 3 exons. Bases 1 to 3234 code for a protein of 1077 amino acids. The record is from RefSeq and is a predicted model, not a curated record.
AUGGCCGCCCGCACCAUGGUCCACGGUGGCCGUGAUACCCGCCACGAUGCCUUCGCAUCGACAAACUUGUCCUACCGUCCUCAGACAGCAUCACCAACCUUGACGAACCCUGACAUGAUUCUGCCAGACUACGACGAACCUGAACAUGUCGACGGCCGCUCCCAUCCACUGUCGGGCCCUUGGCAUAAUGCGCAUCCCCCCCGUGACCUGGACGGCUUCUCCCAACCUGGCUACGUCCCUGGACCACUUGCUCCCACGACGCCCAUCAUAUACGGUAAUGGCACCAUGCUCUCGGAUAUUGGUGAGGUGACUGAGGUCGAGAGCACUGCCGGCCACCCGCCGAGUCGCAAUUCCUCCGGCUUUUCUGGUACUCCUGGUACCGGCAGCGGCACACCUGUACGCUCCUCGCCGACGAUUGGAGAGAGGUCGCCCAAGAAGAAGCCGCAUGCUGCGAAGCGCGAACGCCGGCUCUCAUCUGAAUCCACGAGCACCAUUCAAACCAUCGACGAUGGCCCACUGGCUGCCUUUCGUGACUUUGAUGACUCGGUCAGUGUAGAUGACAGCAAUUUCCAAGGAGAUGACGAGGAGAGUUUGGCAAGCGAAUACGUCGAUGAAACGUCCGUUCACCCCCCUAGUGCUGCGGUUAUGCUACCUGGUCACGGGCUGAACGAGCAUAGACUUUCCUCCAACUCGAUCAGCAAACGAGCCGAGCAGAUUCUUGCCAAUGCCAAGCAUCGCCUUCUGACUAUGGAAGGCAAUCUUAAUAGCGCCAGGACGUUUAGCUAUUCAACCUUGUCUGAAUGUUCCACACCGUCCCCCGGUCCUCGUCCGAAUAGCUCGACUCACGAAAAAUUCCAGACCAACACCUCGAGCCACUCGAGGAAUGUGAGCGAAAAUGGCUUGCAAGGCUCUGCGCGCAAGGCUGUACUCCCUCAACGAUCUGCCAGUGCUCUUGGUGCAGCUGGUGGCUAUCGCCAACACUUGACCCCUUCCAGGGGUACCGACGGUUCACAGUGGAGGCUCGGUCCAAGUUCCCUCAAGUCUUCUCUGACCUCUAUUGACUCGGCUCUAGAGCGGCUCGACGAAGAUGGAAGCCAACGAGACGAGGACCACCAUCGCCCUUGCAGUCAGGUUGCAGCCCUGGGCAGUCCAACCUUUGGAUUGCCUACCCAGGUCGGUAUGACGCGGUCCCCCUCCGCUGCGCAGGUGCGAGACCUGCAGGGUCAAAUGCAAGGGCUCAAAGGCAAGAUCUCCUCGCUGAGGCAGCAGGCGCAGGCAGAUAGCAUGAAAAGGCGUAGCCUACAGAGCAUCAGGGCGCCCAGUCCUUUUACGCAUGCUAGGUGGGAUCAGGGAUAUACAAGCCCGAAACAAAGCGAUACGCCAGAGACUGGAAGCCCUGACUCGGCUAACCGAUUGAACGGAACCAAGCCAGGUUUCAAGAACGACAAGUCUCCAGAAGAGGUGGGAGAGGAAGAGUCGGAAGCACAACUGAAGGGUGAUGUGGAGGCUGGUUCUCUCCCCGGUGUAUUUCAGAAAGGCGACGAAACGCAGGACACGGUCCACUUUCAAGCGGCUCGGUCAGCAGACGAAGCUGCAUUGAAUGGCGAACCAAAAGCCUCCCGCCGCAUUGACUAUGAGCAGGAUAAGAGUCAUCCUCAAAAUGACCGAGUGACCGAGAAUGACCAGGAGGACCGAGGUGUGGAAGAGUUUGCGGACUACGGCAGCGAAAGCGGCGAAUCACUCUAUCACGAUACCCAUCAGGAGCCCACUGACAUCUCGCACGAAGAUCGAGAGGACGCGUUUGAUUAUGAACAUUUCUUCUUGCACUCUGCCAUGGGCACCCUUAGCCGGCAGCGGAUGUCCAGAAGUGACAGCGUGGGCAGCGAGGGAUCUCAAGAUUCUGUGGAAACCACGCGCGGUCCGGCCGCGAAGCCUGCCCGACGACCCAGCAUUGAUACCUUGGCUUCCGUCGAUUCCUUUGCGACUGCCAUGGAGGGUAGGGAGAGCCGUAGCACCGUGUCUCGCUCGGCGAGAAGCGGCGAUGGGUUCGUGACACCUGCGGCCAAUCACGAGGACGGAGACAGCUCAUCGAUAACAACCAAGCGGUCGACCUUUGGCCGGUCCAGCCAUGACAGUCCAAGUGGUGGCGGCAGUGGUAGUGGAAGCGGCAGCGAUUCUGCCGAGUACUACCGAAAACACGCCCGCUACAGCUCAGUCAUUUAUCGACCCAUCAGUGCGAGCACGACAUCCACGCUGCACCGCCCGUCCGUCUCGUCGUUCGAGUCGACAGGGACAAACAGAAGUUUUCCCCUCGUCAACAAAGCCAGACUGAGCCAGGGAACCUUGACUCCGAGCGAAUCACCCGACAACCAGCUCAAGCAAGUCGCCGAGUCACUCAUGAACGAGACAAGGAGCAUAUGUGACCAGGACAGCGCGGGGGCGGGGAGCGGACCACAGUCUCCUGCAAUACAGACCCUGUCACGAGAAGACCAAAUGUUGGUGGAACAGGUCGUGACAAGUCUGGGACGAUGCGUCUUGGGUCUAAGUGAGGCUUCGCGCCUGGGUACCGGGAACCACGACGAAUACAGGGAGAGAAUAGAAGCGGCCAGAAAGCUUCUCGAGAAUAUUGAAUACACACACCGCCAAGCCUUUCCCUUUCCUCCCAAGGGCGUCGAAAACCGCGCUCCCCGGCCGGCGACGCACUCCCCCCCUUCUCCCUUCUCCGGCUCGUCGUCGAGCAAGCAAGUCCAACAGAAGACAGAAGAAAACGUCGGCAUGCACGCGUCGCUGACGUCGCGCCUCCUCACGGAACUGCUGCCGCCCGAGGUCGCGGUCUCGGUGCGCACGCACCUGCUCGACCCGCGCGCCCUCGCGUCGCUGGGGCCGGUGGUCCAGCCGCUGGCGGACAGGACGGCCGCCGCCGUCGCGGACAACCAGGGCGUGACGGGGCUCGUGGCGCUGCUGUGCGCGGUGACGGCCGUGGUGGUGGUCAUGAACUGGAUACGGAGGCUGAUACUGUGGUGGGCGCGGCUGGUGGCGAGGGUCGUGUUUUGGAGCGCCGCCGCCGCGCUGCUGGCCUGGGUGUGCAACAGGGGCGUCGUGGAGAGCCUGAGGGAUGCCGCUGUCGUGGGGGGCAGGGUCGCCGGGUACCUGGCGGUUUUGAAGGACUUCUGGUGGCAGGAGUAUGAGCGCUACGAGGCGCGCGAGGGGAGGGCCGCGGCGAGGGGGCGGUGA